UCCUCGGUGGUUACAGCGGCAAUGGUGGCACCGGCUACAGAGACCGUGACGAUGGAGGCGGCCGCAAUGGUGGCGGUGGGUGCCAGGACCGCGGCGUUGGCUUCAAUGGUUUCGGCGGACAUGAAAAUGAAAUGAAAACUGACGUGGCAGCCCGUCAGGUAAUCAGGUUCCGCGCUUGACUGAAACUUUUGAAGCGACUUGCUUCUGGGCUGAGACCACGCGCGGUGCCGCCGUGCCGGAGGCUCCCCUCGAUGCUCUCCUCCGCCGUCAGGCACGGGCUCAAACGGCGAUUCCGUCCUCUUGCCUCGCCAGCAAAGGCUCCCGCUUCCCCUUCCGCGGCGCAUCGCCGAAGCUCUCAUGCGGACGCCUCGCCCGCCUCGCACGCGUCGCUGCUCCUCCGGCUGCGGUCGGGCCCCGCCCUCGCCGAGACCCGGCGGCUGCACGCCGCGGUGCUCGUCGGCGGCCAUCACCACGGCGCGGUCCUCUCCGCUCAGCUGGUGCACGUGUACUCUAAGCUCGGGCAGAUCGAGCACGCGCUUCGCCUGCUCGACGGAAUGCCCAGGAGGAACUCCUUCGCGUGGAACGCCGCGAUCAAGGGCCUCGUCGACGCGGAACGGUUCUCCGAGGCGCUGGAGACGUACCGGGCGAUGGUCGACGAUGGCUCGGUUGCGGCGGAUGGUUUCACGUGCCCGCCCGUCAUCAAGGCGUGCGCCGCGCUCGGAGCGGUUGAUCAGGGCCGGAUGAUCAGAGAGCAUGUGGAGGCAUCCGUUGCCUGUGGCGACACUAUGCCCAACGUGUUUGUGCAGUGCGCGCUCGUGGACAUGUUUGCCAAGUGUGGGUGCUUGGGCGAGGCGAGGAGUGUUUUCGAGAGCAUGCAGCAAAGGGAUGUGGCCGCGUGGACUGCGAUGAUCGGAGGAGCCGUGCAUGCAGGAGAUUGGCUCGAUGCGAUGUGUUUGUUUAAUAGGAUGAGAUCAGAAGGGUUCCGGGCUGAUUCGGUGAUCGUUGCCACUGUCAUCCCAGCAUGUGGCAGGAUGAAAGAGUUGCGAGCUGGAACGGCGUUGCAUGGAUGCGCGGUAAGAUGUGGAGUUGCUGAUGAUAACUGUGUUUCUAAUGCUCUGGUUGAUAUGUACUGCAAGUGUGGCUGUCUGGAGAUGGCUGAUUACUUGUUCCGUUCUAUCGAUUUCAAGGAUGUCGUCUCUUGGAGUACAUUGAUUGCGGGGUAUUCGCAGAAUGGAAUGUAUCAUGCGAGUGUCAGUUUGUUUACUGAAAUGGUUGCUUCAAGGUUAAAACCAAAUUCCAAUACCAUGGCAGGUAUACUUCCGAGUCUUUCCGGCCUUAAGUUAUUCAGGCAUGGAAAAGAGGUCCAUGGCUUCUCCUUAAGACAUGGACUUGACCAGAGCAAGUUUCUAGGGAGUGCAUUUAUUGACUUCUACAGUAGACAAGGAUUCAUAAGGGAGGCAGGAACUGUAUUUGAACUCAUUCCAAAGAAAGAUUUGGUUAUAUGGAAUUCAGUGGUUGCAGCUUAUUGCGUGAAUGGGGAUACAGAUUCUGCACUGUGUGCAUUUAGGGCGCUGCAGAAAGCAGGAUUUAAACCUGAUCAUGUGACUGUUAUUUCACUUCUUCCAGUAUGCAAUCACCAUUCCAGCUUCAUCCAGGGUAAGGCACUACAUGCUUACGUAAUUAGGCAUGAUAUGAGUUCUAUCUGCUCAGUCAGUAACGCACUUAUAGAUAUGUACUGCAAAUGUUGUUGCCUAGAAAAGGGCAAAGAGAUUUUCCAGCUGAUGACAGAGCGAGAUACUGCCACAUAUAAUACAUUGAUUUCUUCUUUGGGAAAGCAUGGCCAUGAAGAUCAAGCCAUAAUGUUAUUUGAUCAAAUGAAGAGAGAUGGAAUUGCUCCUGACAAAGUCACUUUUGUGGCUCUAUUAUCUUGUUGCAGUCAUGCAGGCCUUACUGAGCAGGGCUUGCACUUUUACGAUUCCAUGUUACAAGACUACAACAUUUCCCCAGAUAAGGAGCAUUACUCAUGUGUUGUUGAUCUUUACAGCAGAUCUGGGAAACUUGACGAUGCUUGGAAGUUCAUUUCAAGUUUGAGGGAAGGGACAGAAAUAGAUAUUCUUGGAUGCCUCUUGGCGGCUUGCAGAGUGCAUAACAGAAUGGAUAUUGCUGAGCUAGUUGCAAAAAGAAUAUUUGAAAAGAACCCCGGUGAUCCUGGCUAUCAUAUUUUGCUGUCCAAUAUAUAUGCUGAUGCUGGAAUGUGGUCUGAUGUGACGAAGAUCAGAACCAUAAUAGAAGAGAGGAGUUUGAAGAAUAAAAUAGGAAACAGUUUGAUUUAAGUUGCUCAGACCCUAAGUUAUGGAUCACAUAUAUUAAUCAGUGUUUUACUAAACCAAGAGAACCACUAAUGGUUUGGUUAGGAAAAUACACCUGAAUAGGCGUUCCAAAAAUGUCAGGCUGUCAUCUAUACUGCCAAUAUUCAGAACUUGAGGAAAAACCUUAUGGUUAAUUUGUUCCAUAUGAUGGAUAUAGAAUACAAGUUUAUAACUGCUGAUGUGCACAGAUAAUGUCGAGCCUGUGGGAAGGUAUGUCAGAGAAACAGCUACUGUCUUCAGCAAGCUCUUAGAAGAUUUUCUUCAUAGGAAACAAUUCCAUAUCUGUGGAUACAGGCGAAUAAAAGUGUUCGGAAGAAACAGCAACAACCCAGUCCAAGUUUGACGUUCAGAACUCCAGAUAUUGAUGUUUGAUAAGAAAAUGUGGGGGCUAUGCAUAUUGGAUUUUGAGGGCAAAAUCAGAAGCCCUUCUGGUAACUAUCUGAAUUAACAAAUGAUCCUUUAAAAUAUCAGUUUUACCAUGAUUCCGAAGCUUGUUCACCAGAGACGCGGCAACUAGAUCAGACGACACAUAGGCCAGGCAUCUAAAUGUAGUCUCUCUCGUCACAGGGUUCAGCGUACUGCAAAGCAUGCUCGUGCUUAAAUCUCUUCAUCUGUUGCUAUCAUACAGCAGCGACAAUGUUUCCAUCAAAUAGCGCCAAAAGCAGAAAGAAUAAAGGGGAUUACAUAAAGCAUUCAGAUUUCUUUUCUGAUUCAAGGUACGAGUACAUGCACAAGGAUAAUCAAUCAGUGGAAUUGUUGAGCCUAGGCAAAAGAGUGGGCUCACUGCAUGUCUACAUCAGAUAGUGGAUGGCCUGCCUAUCUGAUUGUUGCUGCCGUCUGAAGUAUGUGCAGAGGACAACAAGUCGGUCUAUCAUUACAGCUUUUGUUAUAUCCAUUCUGUUUCCUGGAAUUGGUGGGACAAGAGGCUGCUAACUCACUGACUUUAUGUGCGAGGCGGCGAUGCACGCGGAUGCUCCGACUACGCCCGGUUUGACAUACUUCCUAUCGUUACAUUCUUUUUGAAGCAGAAACGCCGCGUUUGAUCAUAUUACUUGUUUCUGGAGAGCUGUAUCUUGUAUGGCACCACUGUUUAAGAAGAGCUUCUGUGACUUUUCAUCUCUUGAAAUGCUUUCAUGGCUCAACUAGUGAUCUCUCCCAGGACUAAAGCACUGUGUUUUUCCAUCUGUUAUUGUUCGACGCCCUUUGCAACUUGGUUCCUUAUAUGGUGUAAGGUUUGACAGGUUGACUUGCAAGAUCCAAGAAAGUAAUGAAAGCAAGUGGGCAUCGUUAUCCUAUCCAGGUCACAUCUGCACACCAACUCUGAACAUUCCAAUGGCCGGUAUGAUUUGGGCCACCUGCCUUCCUGCAACGAUAACUAUCUCCCGCCACAGAAUCUGGGCUUCGAGGAUGGAGCUUGAAUUGAAUGAGUGGAUAUAGAAGGCAAGUUUGUAACUGCUGAUGUGCACAGAUAAUGUUGAGCUUGGGGGAGAUUAUGUCAGAGAAAUAUCUACUGUCUUCAGCAAGCUCUUAGAAGAUUUUCUUCAAAGGAAACAACUCCAUAUCUGUGGAUACAGGCGAGUAAAAGGAUUGUUUUCAUGACUUCACCAAGUACUCUAUUACUGUAAUGCACAGCUGUUGGCAUCAUAAAUCGUUUAUCAAGAAACAAAAUGAUACUUUUGAACUCAGUAUUCGGAAGAAACAGCAACAAUGCAGUCCUAGUUUGACGUCCAGAACUCCAGAUGUUGAUGUUUGCGAAGAAAAUAUGGAGCUAUGCAUAUUGUAUUUUGAGGGUAAAAUCAGAAGCCCUUCUGACGCGGCAACUAGAUCAGGCGACACAUAGGCCAGGCAUCUAAAUGUAGUCUCUCUCGUCACAGGGUUCAUCAUACUACAAAGUAUGUUCAUGCCUAAAUCUCUUCAUUGCUAUCAUACAGCAGCUACAAUGUUUCCAUCAAAUAGUGCCAAAAGCAGAAAGAAUAAAGUGGAUUACGUCAAGCAUUCAGAUUUCUCUUCUUAUUCAAGGAAUCGGUGGGACAAGAGGCUGCUAACUUACUGACUUUUAUGUCCAUGGCGGCGAUGCAUGCCGAUGCUUCUGGAGAGCUGGGUACACCCGUUUGACAUACUUCCUAUCGUUUCUUACUUUUGAACUCAGAAACGUCGCUGUUUGAUCUUAUUACUUGUUUCUGGAGAGUUGUACUCCCUCUGUAAAGAAAUAUAAGAGUGUUUAAAUCACUACUUUAGUUUCUUACGGAGGGAGUAUCUUGUACGACCCACUGUUCAAGUAGAGCUUCUGUGACUCAUCUCUUGAAGUGAUUUCGUGGAUCAACUAGUGAUGUCUUCAAGGACUAAGCAGACUAAAUCACUGUGUUUUCCACUGCUGUUGUUUUAUCGCCAUUUGUUAAUUUAUUUUGUUCCUUAUGGUGUAAGGUUGACAGGUUGACUUGCAAGAUCCAAGAGAGAAGUGAAAGCAAAUUGGGCAUCAUUAUCCAAUCCAGGUCACAUCUGCACACCAACUCCGAAAGUUCCAAUGGCCGGUAUGAUUUGGGCCACCUACCUUCCUGCAAUGGGCUUCGGGAAUGUAGCUUGAAUGAGUGGCACGCCCAUCCAUGUGGGCAGGGCAGAUGAGGACGAUCUCCUGAUUAUGAGCGAGAGGAGGGGGGAGGGGUGCUGCUGCAAGAGACACACAGGCUUGGACGUUUGCUUGAUCUGAUGAUUCAUUGGCUCAUGACUUGUGCAGUAGCCAAUAGGGGUCUGUCCUGGCCCCAUUCAUGGGCAAUGGCUUGGCGUGCAGCAGCUGCUGCAGCAGGGUAUCCACAUGCUCCGAUACCACCACUUCGGCGUUUGAAAUUGUGCUACUAGGUCCAUUCCACAUUGUGUUGAUUUGAUCCUACUCUGUGAAGACGGGUCAGGGCUAGUUUAGUACUGCAUAUGGCCUGGCCUGAAUGCCAUUAUGUAGUUUAUUAUGUUCUGUUUUCUAGUUGUAUGUUCUGGUCUGGGUGAACUGGGGGUGCUGGGUUGAUGGUGGUUUUAGCUAAUGCCCUACACAAACUGAACGUGUCAACAAAAAAUUGAACUAGCCCAGACCUACCAGUAAACAUCAUAUAUGAAUGUCAACUGAUACUACUGCUAAAAGCAACACCAUUUCAUUCUUUCAGCCCUGCAGGCAAGGCAUCUAAGACUUUUGAGUUAGAGAACAUGUCAAGGCAUCAAAAAAUCGAUCCUCCAGGUAUGCGUUUUACUUUAGUCCCCAUUCCAGGUCAGCCGUUCAACCGUCCUCUAGAUCUACGAGAACAUGCUGUGGGAUAAACAGCCCUCGCUGUUCCGAUCCCUCGGAGUAUUUAACAAAAAACUACCACAAUUCGUGGAAUCGUGCCUACAAACUACCACUUUACAAAUUUGUACAGAAAACUACCACUUUUGUUUUAAUCUUUGUCUAAAAACUACCAAGUCAGAAAAGUGGCUGAUUCAGAUUGUUUAAGCGUGAUUAUAACAUGUUGGGCCCACCUGUCGGGGCUGAAAAAGUCAACCCCGUUACUUUGACCGUUAACAUGUGGGGCCCACACAUCAGUUCUUUCUUCUUCCUCUAAAAUUCCCUAUCUUCCUCUAAAAUUCCCCACGGAGAUCUCGGGUGGCUUUCAAUGGCAGGCAAAUUGAUCUAGCUAGCUCUAAUAGCCAGGCUCCAAUCGACUUUUACUUAGGACGAAUCGAGCUAGCAAGCUCCAAUUUCCUCGAUGUAAAAUCGCGGCCGAACAUGCAGCCGGGCGUGAAGGGCGGAAGGACCAGCCGCAGAACUCCCGGCCUUGGCCAUGGCGCGCGCGGUCGUCGCAGAUGACCACGGAUCCGUCCGCCGCCACGACCCAGGACAGCUCGGCCGGAGGCGCAAAUGCCAGCUUCAAGCGCGGCGGCAGCCAUGGCCAGGUCGCGGAGGCCAGCGCGCAGCCAUGGCCAGCCCGCCCGGAAUGGAAGCUCGCGCGGAGGCCAGCUUCGAGCGCGGCGGUCGCCGUCGAGCUCGCCCGGCGACGCGGAGUCUAGCCAGCGCGACGGCUAGCUUGCUCGGCGGUGCGGCGGCAGCUCGCCCACCGCCGGCCAGGCGACACUACGCAUACAAGGUGUUUGUAGAAAUGUCCCAGUGAACACAUGGGUCCCAUCUGUCAUAACGGUCACAUAAUGGUCAAUCUAGCGGGGUUGACUAUUAUUAUCAUGUCAACGCUUACAUGUGGGCCAGCCCUGUCAUAAUCACGCUUAAACGAGUCGAACCGGCCACUUUUCUGGCUUGGUAGUUUUUAGGCAAAGAUUAGAACAGAAAUGGUAGGUUUCCGCAUAAAUUUGUAUAGUGGUAGUUUAUCGGCACGGUUCCACGAAUUGUGGUAGUUUUUUGUUAAAUACUCGAUCCCUCGCAAUAACGCGGAGCUUAGCUCAUCUCAGUUGUCACGAACUCACGAUUCGCUACAAGAAAGAAUAGCGUCUAACAAGUGGUCUCCAGUUUUAGCAGCCCGGCCUCGGCCUCUUGCAUGAUUGACGGAGCUUCGGACCAUUCCGGAGGAAACAGGCCAUGGACCCCUUGUACAGCUACUGCACUACGUAAUGACAUGAUCGCACUAAGCACUAAGAACUAAUAAUGUCCCGUCAGUCCAAAAGAGAUCUUGCCGGUGCACCCACCCCGGAUGCCUGCUCUGCUCUCGCUCUGUGGCAUGAUGAGGGCUUUUCGUGCGUGUGUCCGGUAGACGUUGCUGUCAUGCCAACUCGUUCCGUUUCAAAGGCGAACAAGGUGGUGGGUUGUUUACCAUUGUUGCCCUUGUUUCCCGCUUCGGUUUUCUUGGAAGUGCAUGGCGACGUUGCUUCUUGAGCAGUCAAAUUUGGCUGAGAUAGAGUACUACAAGGAGUGACCGAGUGAGUCCAGAUAACCUUCAACGUUAAGUUGGAAGGCGCGUCCAUGCAGAGAAAGCGGGCACGGAGCCACGCGGGUCGGCGCCGGCCGUUGGAGCCGAACCAACAGCGAAGCGGGCGCGCGACCGCACGAGGGCACCGCCGUAGCAUCCGAUUCUUCCCACAUGAUCCAACCCCCCUGGCUGGCGCUCGGCUCGUGGGAGCAUCAUCCCGCGCCCGCACCGCCGCACGAGCCGGGCACGUAACGUAACCUCGCCAACCGUCGCCCUCUCCCCGUUGCCUCGCCGUCUUUAUAAUCUCGGGCUCGUCUGCGCAUCACACACCACCGCCACAUCACUCUACUCCACCUACCUUUCUCGCGCUCCUUGUUCACAUCAUCUCCCUUGCCUUGGCUUUCCCUUCGACGCUUCGAGAGAGAGAGAGAGAGAGAGAGAGAGAGAGAGAGAGAAGGAAGGAAGAAGAUGGCGGACGAGGGGACCGCCAAC
Molecule: messenger RNA, 7738 nt
Organism: Triticum aestivum (bread wheat)
Lineage: Eukaryota; Viridiplantae; Streptophyta; Magnoliopsida; Poales; Poaceae
Product: pentatricopeptide repeat-containing protein At4g33990
Exons: 9
Coding region: 252-2333 (693 amino acids)
Biological process (GO): RNA modification
Molecular function (GO): protein binding; RNA binding
Source: RefSeq, a predicted model, not a curated record